UGAUUUUCCGAUCAUGAUCGACGACACUUCAUCGGAUGAUGUUUACUAUAGAUCAAAAAGUUCGGUUGGGAAUAUUCCGUUCAUGUGGGAAUCUCAACCAGGCACACCUAAAUACAAAUCCAGCUGGCGGCCGGAAUCUCCGUUACUAAUCCCUCCUCUAACACCUCCACCUUCAUUCCAUUCCAGCCCGGCCGCCGUCUCCGCCAAAAAGAAUCAUAGUCAACGCAAAAAAAACAACCUCGUACCGAGUGUUCUUCUCCCCAAGCUCAAGCUCAAUAACCAGUCCCCACCAUCAAGGUCAACAUCUUCUUCAUCCUGGUCAACGAGCUCGUCGUCUCCGCUGAGUAGUAGCAGUACUACUCCGAAACAACGUAGGGUUCGGAGUUGUUCUUCUCCUAGGAGGAUGACGUCAUCGUUUGAUGAUUCCAGGAUAGAAGAGCAGCAGGGUCAUGAAUCACGUGCUGAGUCACCGGUUUCCACGUCAUCCUAUGGUCAAAGCAUUAAUGGCAGGUCAAGUGGUUGCUAUUCAAGUAUUAUUAGGCUGCUCUAUGCUUGAUUUCAUUCUUGUCGUAAAUUACGUUCAUCCCUGAGGUAAGGUCAAAUUAUGAGAAAAAAAUAAAAUA
Erythranthe guttata (spotted monkey flower) is the source of this 623-nucleotide messenger RNA. Lineage: Eukaryota; Viridiplantae; Streptophyta; Magnoliopsida; Lamiales; Phrymaceae. The record is from RefSeq and is a predicted model, not a curated record.